This is a messenger RNA of Pelmatolapia mariae (spotted tilapia), 3579 nucleotides long. RefSeq lists its product as uncharacterized. Lineage: Eukaryota; Metazoa; Chordata; Actinopteri; Cichliformes; Cichlidae. The record is from RefSeq and is a predicted model, not a curated record. The transcript has 7 exons. The coding region runs from base 16 to 3570 and encodes 1184 amino acids.
AAACCAACAGCAGUGAUGCACUGUGACAAAUUUCAGGACAAAGAAAAAGUUAUUGAUAGAAAAGAAAACAGACUACAGGAUGAUCUGAAUCAUAAACAUAGAAAAGGACAGCGUGAUACAUUGAACAUACAGGAGAUCAGUGUUACACAUUCAACUGAUAAUGAUCUUUGUGUAGAGACAGAAAUAACAAAGGAAAGACAAACAGAGAAGCAGGAAGGAAAAGAAACUGUAGAGAAAAGCUCACAAGGCAGCUCUGAAAGAUGUGUCAAAAAUAAUGAAGGAAACACUAUAAAUGAGGAACACGAAGACAGACGGAUUAAAUCUGAUGAUACCGGGGUCACACAGCUUAAUUAUCAGCUGUUCCAGAUGGACAACACUGAGAAAGCCGACACUCAACUUCUAGAAAAUGUCAAGAGUCAUAAGAAUGCAGAUCAAGCUAACCUGGAAGUCAAUGACAACCCUGCUGUACAUGGUCAUCUUAACAAACAAGAUGUGAUGAAUGAUGGACAGAAGGAAUUGAUGGACUUCAGACCAGAGACGGAUAAACAGACUGACAACAAAUGGGUGUCCCUGACAGCAGACCAUAAAAACAACACAGAUUAUCAGGGUAGUGAAGGAUCAGGCGAUUCUAGAAAGGAUACUGGAGAAUAUGGGGGAGGUCGACAAAAUGUUGGAAAUGAUUACAGCUCUAAAUCUAUAAGUGUUGAAGCUGAUAAAGUAACGACAGGACAAAGAAACCUGUUAACUAGAUAUGACCUCUUUCAUGGAUCUCAGGACACCCAAACAGGCAGUGACAGAAUACAAAUCAUACCCAAAGAUAAUCAGAUGAAUGAACAGAGGAGCAUUAGCAGGUUUCUUAAUGAACCAAUAGAAGAAGAAGAUGUCAUGGGUGAAGCCAGUGAUCCUGAUGUUACACAUUCAGCACAUAAAGAUGUUUGUGUUCAAACACAGAGGAGGAGUGUGAGGGAUCACAGGGAAGAUACGAAAGAAGCUGAUAAAUAUAUUCAAAUGAGUGAAAUCACCAUUGAAAAUCCUGACAACAGUGAAGCUGUAAAGCAUGUUAUCAUGAGAUUAGAUGGUAGAGGGCAGAAAACAGCUGAGAAGAUUAUCAGUGUUACCUGUACAUCACAAAGUGUUGGUGGUGUGCAGAUACAGAGCAAAGAACAGAAAAAUGUACGUGACACCAAACACAAUCAAAGUGAGGGAAAUAAGAUAACAAAGGACAGACUAACAGAGAAGCAGGAAGGAAAAGAAACUGUAGAGAAAAGCUCACAAGGCAGCUCUGAAAGAUGUGUCAAAAAUAAUGAAGGAAACACUAUAAAUGAGGAACACGAAGACAGACGGAUUAAAUCUGAUGAUACCGGGGUCACACAGCUUAAUUAUCAGCUGUUCCAGAUGGACAACACUGAGAAAGCCGACACUCAACUUCUAGAAAAUGUCAAGAGUCAUAAGAAUGCAGAUCAAGCUAACCUGGAAGUCAAUGACAACCCUGCUGUACAUGGUCAUCUUAACAAACAAGAUGUGAUGAAUGAUGGACAGAAGGAAUUGAUGGACUUCAGACCAGAGACGGAUAAACAGACUGACAACAAAUGGGUGUCCCUGACAGCAGACCAUAAAAACAACACAGAUUAUCAGGGUAGUGAAGGAUCAGGCGAUUCUAGAAAGGAUACUGGAGAAUAUGGGGGAGGUCGACAAAAUGUUGGAAAUGAUUACAGCUCUAAAUCUAUAAGUGUUGAAGCUGAUAAAGUAACGACAGGACAAAGAAACCUGUUAACUAGAUAUGACCUCUUUCAUGGAUCUCAGGACACCCAAACAGGCAGUGACAGAAUACAAAUCAUACCCAAAGAUAAUCAGAUGAAUGAACAGAGGAGCAUUAGCAGGUUUCUUAAUGAACCAAUAGAAGAAGAAGAUGUCAUGGGUGAAGCCAGUGAUCCUGAUGUUAAACAUUCAGCACAUAAAGAUGUUUGUGUUCAAACACAGAGGAGGAGUGUGAGGGAUCACAGGGAAGAUACGAAAGAAGCUGAUAAAUAUAUUCAAAUGAGUGAAAUCACCAUUGAAAAUCCUGACAACAGUGAAGCUGUAAAGCAUGUUAUCAUGAGAUUAGAUGGUAGAGGGCAGAAAACAGCUGAGAAGAUUAUCAGUGUUACCUGUACAUCACAAAGUGUUGGUGGUGUGCAGAUACAGAGCAAAGAACAGAAAAAUGUACGUGACACCAAACACAAUCAAAGUGAGGGAAAUAAGAUAACAAAGGACAGACUAACAGAGAAGCAGGAAGGAAAAGAAACUGUAGAGAAAAGCUCACAAGGCAGCUCUGAAAGAUGUGUCAAAAAUAAUGAAGGAAACACUAUAAAUGAGGAACACGAAGACAGACGGAUUAAAUCUGAUGAUACCGGGGUCACACAGCUUAAUUAUCAGCUGUUCCAGAUGGACAACACUGAGAAAGCCGACACUCAACUUCUAGAAAAUGUCAAGAGUCAUAAGAAUGCAGAUCAAGCUAACCUGGAAGUCAAUGACAACCCUGCUGUACAUGGUCAUCUUAACAAACAAGAUGUGAUGAAUGAUGGACAGAAGGAAUUGAUGGACUUCAGACCAGAGACGGAUAAACAGACUGACAACAAAUGGGUGUCCCUGACAGCAGACCAUAAAAACAACACAGAUUAUCAGGGUAGUGAAGGAUCAGGCGAUUCUAGAAAGGAUACUGGAGAAUAUGGGGGAGGUCGACAAAAUGUUGGAAAUGAUUACAGCUCUAAAUCUAUAAGUGUUGAAGCUGAUAAAGUAACGACAGGACAAAGAAACCUGUUAACUAGAUAUGACCUCUUUCAUGGAUCUCAGGACACCCAAACAGGCAGUGACAGAAUACAAAUCAUACCCAAAGAUAAUCAGAUGAAUGAACAGAGGAGCAUUAGCAGGUUUCUUAAUGAACCAAUAGAAGAAGAAGAUGUCAUGGGUGAAGCCAGUGAUCCUGAUGUUACACAUUCAGCACAUAAAGAUGUUUGUGUUCAAACACAGAGGAGGAGUGUGAGGGAUCACAGGGAAGAUACGAAAGAAGCUGAUAAAUACAUUCAAAUGAGUGAAAUCACCAUUGAAAAUCCUGACAACAGUGAAGCUGUAAAGCAUGUUAUCAUGAGAUUAGAUGGUAGAGGGCAGAAAACAGCUGAGAAGAUUAUCAGUGUUACCUGUACAUCACAAAGUGUUGGUGGUGUGCAGAUACAGAGCAAAGAACAGAAAAAUGUACGUGACACCAAACACAAUCAAAGUGAGGGAAAUAAGAUAACAAAGGACAGACUAACAGAGAAGCAGAAAGUUGGUAGGGAUGAAAAUGUAGAAUUGGAUUAUUUUCAACCAAAAGCAAGAAUUGGAGCUCAGCGACUUACAGAAGGUGGACGUGGUUCAAAGAAGUCAAAUCCUAUUGUUAAAGUAAUUGACGAAGAACAUACAGAAAUUGAUAGUGCUUGUAAAGACGGCAGUCAAAGAAAGAUCAUCAUAAAGAAAAUUGUGGAUGAAACCACAGAAGAUAUGACAAAAUGGAUAGAGAGUCAAAGAAAUAUUAGAAGUAGUUUAAAUCUUUAAAUAGAUGAA